AUGAAAGUUUGCUAUAGAUCGAUUGGAAGAUAUUUAAAUAAAAGAACCUUCAAUAAUCCAAUCUAUAUAAUGACUUAUCAUUGGUUGAUUAGUAUACAAAUCUCAUUGUUAUUUGUUAACUGCUUAUGUAAUGGAUCAGAAUGGUCUUAUUCAAAUGUAUUAACUGGACCGGAAACAUGGAAUCACCACUACAGAAAUAUGUGUUCGGGUUAUUAUCAAUCACCAAUUGAUUUGAAAUCAGAUAAAUCUAUACUUGAUUUACGAUUAAAAACUGUGGUAAUUUAUCGAAACACAUCAGUUGCUGAGACUACUACAAUUACAAAUAAUGGUCACUCAGCUGAUGUUACAUUUUCACAAAACACUUGGUUUAUAUCAUUUGAUGGCUUACGUGACUUUAAAUAUGAAAUUGCAAAAAUGCAUUUUCACUGGGGUAAUACUGAUGAUCGUGGAUCUGAGCAUACUAUUGAUGGAAUUAGAUUUCCUUUAGAAGGACAUAUUGUAUCGUUUCGAAAAGAGAUGUAUUCUUCACUCCAGGAAGCUAUCGGUCGACCAGGUGGACUUGCUGUUCUUGGUAUCAUGCAUAACAUUGUUGAAUCAAUAAAAUCUGACCAAACAGUGUUCAAGGCAUAUAACAGUUUUUCUGGUGUAUUGAAUUCACAAUUCGCUCCUCCAAAUGCUUUGACAGUUGAUAAUAUGAAUUUAUCGCUAAUUCUAAGCUUCUUGAAUCCUAGUCGUUAUUUUCGCUAUUUUGGUUCACUGACAACUCCACCAUGCACAGAAAAUGUUCUUUGGACUGUUUUUAUGGAUCCAGUGCCAAUUACACGUGAACAGGUUAAUCUAUUUCGUAGUUUACCUUAUGGUCCAAAUGAAAAACAAACUACUAUGGGUGAUAAUUUUCGUCCUAUUCAACCAUUAAAUCCACCCGAUACACUUGCACCACGUUCUCUGUAUCGAGCUACAGCAUCAAGUCUUUCAUUAUUAUCUUUACCAGGUUUAUUAUCUAUCAUGUUGACCAGUCAACUUACUGUGAUAUUUUCUUAA
This is a messenger RNA of Schistosoma curassoni, 1041 nucleotides long. The record is from the annotation of a GenBank genome assembly. NCBI's taxonomy places the organism in Eukaryota, Metazoa, Platyhelminthes, Trematoda, Strigeidida, Schistosomatidae.